Messenger RNA from Sitophilus oryzae (rice weevil), 1789 nucleotides. RefSeq lists its product as uncharacterized. The record is from RefSeq and is a predicted model, not a curated record. Lineage: Eukaryota; Metazoa; Arthropoda; Insecta; Coleoptera; Curculionidae. The transcript is spliced from 4 exons. Bases 157 to 882 code for a protein of 241 amino acids.
AAAAAGUGUUUGAAUAUUUAAAGAAAACGAAAUUUAAUUUGUUAUUUAUCAUUCGAGUCAUGUUUGACUCAUUUGUCAACUUCAUAUGAUGUAAAUUUGGUCUUGGCUCUUGACAUUUGUAUUUGUGUGAUAUUUUUUCGAGAAAAUCCGAAAAUAAUGGCAAAUAUUUCGCAUUUUUCUUUAUUUUUUGUCUUUGUUUUUGGUUCUUUUUCGCUUUUAUCAGCUCAGGACGCGGAGAUAAGUCAAUUAGAAAAAUAUUUCGAUAAGAAAUGCCUGAACAAUUCAGGAAACAAUGAGGCCUUUCUACAACUUCGAAAUAAUGUUUAUGAAAUGUUACAAUACUUAAAAUACGCUUUUGCCUUUCUUCCUAAUCAGAAACAAACGUUUUGCGACAGCGAAAGGAAGAAUUUAGUCGUUAGAAUAAAAGAAAUUGAAAAAGAUCUUUCAAAAUGUUUCAAGAACGAUGAAGACUAUUUACCGGGCUUUAUAAGGAAGAGUUUUCAGGAGUUUUUACAUUUUCUAUGUCACAAUGAUGGAGAAUACUCAACAAGGUUUUUUACCCCUGCAGUUACUGAUUGUCGAAGCAGAAUAGAAAAUUCUACUUCAAACGAUUUGGAGUACUGUUUGAACCGUAUAUUCCCUCCGUCAAAUGGUAAUUUGCUAAAAAAAGAUAUGUGCGAUGACUUGACUGUAAUGAAGAAAUGCUUUGUACAGGCAUUAGACAACCAUUGCAGGACAACUUAUGAGGCUAAAAAUCUUAAUGAAAUAUUUUUUAAUUACAUACAGAAACCGUGUAAUGGUGCAGGAUAUCUUUCUUCAGGUACUCUAAUAUUGUUUUUUGCAUUACUACUUCAUGUUUUUACAAAAUUUAAUUUAAUGUAAGGUUUAAAAAAAACUACUUAAACUCGGGGAUGGGCAGGUAAAAAAAUCAAUACGUCCACAGAUUAGUAAAGCUAAAAAAAUGCUGUUGCUGUUAAAGUAGUAGAGCUUAGAACUGGAAAGAAAAAAAAAUAUGUAAAAGCUGCCCAUCCCUUCCUAGUUGUUAUAUUUUUCAUAUGUGUACCUAUUAUUUAGAUAUUAAGGAUAAAAAUUAAUGACAGCUGUCAAUUUUUAUGGGGUCGUACAACCGCGCCCUCUGUUGAUGUAUGUUUUUAUUAGAUUGACGGCUAUCUAGCUUGAAACUAUGGUAUUUGAUUUAGGAAAUAUGGCUGUUAUUAUUUUAAACUUUAGCUGAAAGAAUUUAAAAUAGUAAUAAGUAUAUAAAAUGCCUUGUAGAUAGAACUAAUAUAAAUAUAAUCUGAAUAAGUGUUAAAAAGUUAAUUUAAGAGAACCCAGUAAUUUUUUUUAGAUAUUUUUCUUAUAUAAAUGUUUACAGAAUAUUAUACAAUUUUUUUAAUGAAUAUAAAUUAUUUUUUUAAUAUUUUAACUUCAAUAAGAACAAAUAAAAUUACGACAUAAAAAAUAGGAGAAAUUCGAUUAAAUAAAUUAUAAAAUAAUUGCCAAAUUAAUGCUAAGAUUUUUUAUAUGUUGAAAUUAUUAUUAUUUUUUUUUCUUCUGAAAUUUUUAUUUAUUUUCAAAUGUUUCGAGUUUGAGCUUUUUUUUGUAAUUCUUAGAAUUGUGUAUUGUACUUAUUGUGAUAAAUUUUUAUAUUAACCAUUCCUUUACAUUAUAUUUUUAAGUAUGUAUAAAUAACCUAUUCUCUGUAAGUAGAUCUUUAAUUGUAUAUUACUAUUAUAUUCAAUUGUUAUUAUUGCUGUAUGUAAAAUAAAGUAAUAAAUGUUAUGUGAGA